CUAACUAAACGUUAUCAUACUUCCUCCUCACCGGUCCGGUCACGACGGAGCUCACUUCCUCAACGUCAUCUCCGGCGAUAGAGUUUCUCUCUUUGUUUGCUCUUUGAAGUUCCCGUUACAAUUCAUCACACAAAAUUUCGUAGCAGAGGAUGUUGAUGACACUAGCGGCGGCUAACGCCGUUUCGUUCAACUCAAAGCUUAUCUUGUUUCGAAUUCGUUGCUCUGAUUCUAACCCAAAGCGCGGCUUUGGCUCUAAAAAGGAAGAGAAAGAUCCAUCAUUACAGCAAAGGAAACCGUCUUCGAAACAGUCUGUCUCUGCUCCCAGAAAGGCACCUGGUCUGAAUUCUCAGUUUGAAGGAAAACCUGGUCGAUCUUUCGAUAUAGACUUUGAGGAACGUCUAGAAACCAUUAGAAGGUCAGCUCUUGAGAAGAAAAAGACAGAAGUAGUUAACGAGUACGGUCCAAUAGACUAUGAUGCACCAGCACCAGUCCAGACAGAUCAGAAAACAAUUGGUCUUGGUACCAAGGUUGGAGUUGGCAUAGCUGUUGUUGUCUUUGGUUUAGUUUUUGCUCUUGGAGACUUUCUCCCCACAGGAAGUGAUAGUCCAACGGAGAAGACCUCGGUGGUUAAAAAUAAAAUUUCGGAAGAGGAGAAAGCCACGCUUCAGCAAAGGCUCAAAGAGUUUGAAACAACUCUCGAUGGGGCUCCUAAUGAUCAAACUGCUCUAGAGGGUGCAGCUGUGACACUGACUAAGCUAGGAGAGUAUUCACGGGCUGCUACGCUUCUUGAGAAAUUGGCUAAGGAGAGACCAACUGACCCUGAUGUCUUUCGGUUGCUUGGAGAAGUAAAUUUUGAACUUAAGAACUAUGAAGGCAGUAUCGCUGCUUACAAAAUUUCUGAAAAGGUUUCUAAAGGCAUUGAUCUUGAAGUCACACGAGGCCUCAUGAACGCUUAUCUCGCUGCUAAGAAACCAGACGAGGCUGUCAAAUUUCUGCUGGAUACUCGCGAACGACUGAAUACAAGGAAAACAAGCACAGCAGACAGUGUUUCCGCUGAAACUGAACCAGAUCUAGACCCAAUUCAGGUUGAGUUGCUUCUUGGAAAAGCUUACUCAGACUGGGGACAUAUCAGCGACGCUAUAGCUCUUUAUGACCGGCUUAUCUAUGAACAUCCUGAAGACUUCCGAGGGUACUUGGCUAAGGGAAUUUUACUGAAAGAAAAUGGAAGCAGAGGAGAUGCAGAGAGAAUGUUCAUCCAGGCACGGUUUUUCGCACCAGACAAAGCCAAGGCCUUUGUGGAUAGAUAUUCGAAGCUGUGAUCAGUAGCUGGUUUUGUAUAUAUGUACGCACAUGGGCUUGUCUUUUUUUCAACCUAAGUUUAUAGCCAGAGUUGUAACAAGAGAAUAUUCCAAGGUCAAUAAGAUUCAUCUGCGCAGUUUA
This is a messenger RNA of Brassica napus (rape), 1440 nucleotides long. RefSeq lists its product as uncharacterized. The transcript has 15 exons. Gene Ontology annotation, molecular function: protein binding. Bases 150 to 1319 code for a protein of 389 amino acids. Lineage: Eukaryota; Viridiplantae; Streptophyta; Magnoliopsida; Brassicales; Brassicaceae. The record is from RefSeq and is a predicted model, not a curated record.